GUCGCAUCUUGAUAGACGGCGUGGUCGAACCUCGGUCAUAGGUACACUUAUCGUCUAUUGGGUGAACACAUACAGUUAAACAGAUGUACCACACAUAGGACGUUCACGCAUUCAUGCAUACCAAAUAGGAAGAAAAAAAGGAGCCGGUGGGGCAGUCUAUGAUGGAGACCGUAAAGGAGGGGCCGCUAAAUAUAAGCUAAACGGAUUGUCCCAUGGACCACACGAAAUUUGACUUCACACGGAGUUUCGGUGAAAUCUGAGUUCGUAGAUCCACCGGUAUCUACGAACUUCCUUUAUCUUGUACAAACGCGUCGUACUGCAAUCAAGUUUUUAUCACACGAUCUUGUGAAACUCACAAGGAGUCAUGAAGCUGCCAAAGAAAAUCUUGAUUUUGAUGACCGUCGUCGUUUUCACCGCUGGACAAAGCAUCGACGAAUGUCUGAAGCAAGACAGCAUAUCCUGCGUGCAGAAGUCACUAUACAGGACCGCCAAGGAAUUUUUCGCCAAGGAUAAACUAGAGCUUGUAAAAGGAGUCAGCCUUGUAAAGAGUAAUGCUGACGCCAGGUCUGGCAAAGAACUUGCUUACGAUCAAGAGAUGGAAGGUGCUAGCGACAUCGCGGAAAGACAGAACUCCCUUGAGAACUUUAUUAGCGAAGAAGCUGGACAAUUUUUGACCGGUCGCAGUCUUAGGAUUAAUCUCGCAUCUGCUUUCGAGAAGAUCCGUGAAUCGGCUCGUGCUAUCAGUGAGUCUGCUCCGCCAGAAAUUCGUCAGGCCGUCGACGAGAUUGUUGAAGCUCGAGGCAAGAAAAAGGGAAUUCUGAAAGGAAUUCUGCCCCUCCUGAUUGCCGCGAAAGUGAAGCUUGGUAUUUUGGGAGCUCUCACAUACUUCGUUACCGGAUUCUUAGCGAAGAAGGCGAUCGAAGUGUCCGUCGUUUCCCUCAUCAUCUCCGCUUUCAUAGCUUUGAGGAGUUUCUGGUCAGGCAAAACCUACCAUCACGACGUCACUCCGUACAAUAAUGGCUGGAGCGGUGGAUGGUCAGGACCCGUCAGCGGUGGAUGGUCCAGUCCCGUGGUAUCUGGUGGAUGGGCCAACGGUGUUUCUUCCGGAGGAUGGGAAGAUCCUCACGCGCACAGCCAAGCAUACUCUGGAUAUCAUCACUAAUGACGAUCAUUGAUAUAUUUUUUUCUUUUCCAUUUUUUCAUUGAACAACGGGCGAUGGGAAGAACGAAAUGUUGGCAGAAAUCGGAUGACUUAAGUCUCACGUUGAUCUUUAUUCAUGCGAUCAUGGAGAUAUUUAUUCUUAUUUAUUUUAUUAUUAAAUAUUAUUUAAUAGUGAAUAGGGUAUCUCUCUGGCCCUUUCGUGAUGUACAUUAAAACACUCGCUCGCGUACGCGUAUGCAGAUAGAUCGAUAAAUAUAAUCAAACUGAAAGGCUAGUCACACACGUAUGAUUGGUGAAGACGUAACUCGCUAAUUACGGAAUACGAUAUUACGUAUAUGUAUGUAUUACGACUUCGCCAUCGCGACUUUAGCGCGAGUUUUAGCGCGAUCACAAUCUAUGUAAUAGAACUUCCUCAUUGCAGUUAAUUCACAGUUACAUCUAGUCCAAUACGAUGUCCAAUAUGCAACAUAUGUCCAAUAUGCAUAUUUAGCUAUAUGCUUACGAAUCUGUACGCUUUGUAAUAUGUAAUUCAUUAAUAGUACUUAAAAAAUU
Molecule: messenger RNA, 1714 nt
Organism: Wasmannia auropunctata (little fire ant)
Lineage: Eukaryota; Metazoa; Arthropoda; Insecta; Hymenoptera; Formicidae
Gene: Osi6
Exons: 3
Coding region: 365-1162 (265 amino acids)
Source: RefSeq, a predicted model, not a curated record